Paramecium pentaurelia is the source of this 472-nucleotide messenger RNA. The record is from the annotation of a GenBank genome assembly. Lineage: Eukaryota; Ciliophora; Oligohymenophorea; Peniculida; Parameciidae.
UAUGCUAAAAUAAGAGGAAUAGUACGAACAACCAGAGCAACAAGAAUAACAAAGGGAAUAUGUUAAAACAGCACUUUCUAUUUGUGAGUUGAAUUAUAGACUAACUUAAAAGGAAAAUCAAUAUCUUUAACAUAAUAGGAUUGAUGUUGACUUCAGAAAAUAUUUGAGUUCAUUUAGUAUCAUUAAAAAGAAGGAUUAUAACAUAAGUUAGAUCUAGAAGUAAUAAUAUCCUUUUUAUAUUAGAAUCUUCGAUCGUCAAUGUGGCGAAUAUGAUCUAAUACUCUUGAAUGAAGGUCGAGAUAAAAAGGAAUACAAGAAAAUGCUGAUCAAACUUUAAAGGAUUUAGAAGAAAGCAUGGAAUUUGAAUUUGGAUAAGAGAGAAGAUAUUAAAUAAGUAUGUAAUGCUUAUGAAUUCCCAGACAAAAUUUUAGAUGAAAUUGCUUAAACUAUAAAGAAUUACAAUAGAGAAUGA